UAGUCAUUUGAACUUACGAGCCAACACUUCAGUACACUCCUCCAGAAAAACAACAAACAUGGCCGAGCCCGAGAUCCGACCUGCCCCUAAACAAUUUAAAUCAGACGUGUGGAAUCAUUUCGGAUUCUACAAUGUUGACGGAGGAAAUGAAUUGGACAAAAGCUACGUUGUAUGCAAGAUUUGUCGCGCUAAAAUAAAACACUUUGGCACAACGAAUAUGAGAAGUCACACAGCACGAUUCCACCCUACAGAGGUGGUGGGAAAGCCGGCUGCUGCUGUUGCUACUAGCAGCCCGAGAACAAUUGAGGACGCUCUGAGUAAGCAGCCAAACACAUCGCAAAAGGCCAAACGAAUUACGAAAGAUGAAGAGCCCUCUCCAAUUCUAGGCCCCAUUGACGAAUCCGAUUUAGAUGAAAGUUUCAACUUAAAGCCGUGCCAAGUUCCAGAACCUCCACGUGUACUCCAGCCUGAGACCCUCACUCAGAUGGCAUCUGCUAAAGCGGUGAAAACUGAGAAUGACCAAGAGCUUGGCUUGGACGCUGCUAUCUUCUGGGGACAUUGCAACACGGCAGGAUGUACAGAAGCCAUCUUCAGUGAUUUCUUAACAGACAUGAAGGAUGUCUUCCUGAGGAUCCAGAACUGUCAGGCCAGUCAGGAAGAUUUCAACGUGGCGUUGAAAGUUAUGUUGUCUUCUGGCAAAAUGACAAAGCUGCUGAGAAAACAGCAAAAAGAGUUGGAGCACAAACAAGUUGCGGUGAAAAAGUCAGUGGCAGCGAUGCAGGAAGUCAUGUCUUUGCUGAGCAGAUGAUCGCCACUGAACUACAUCACUGACAGCCGCCUAGAAAGCGUUUGGUCUCGCUUGAAAACUAAUCCUGCAAACGUCUUUGGACUCUUCAGAAAAACAGACUGUUUUUUUAAAAAAAUGCGUUUCUCCAUUCUUAUGUGGUUAGCCACAGAAUUAGCUGCAUAACGUAAUAAUUUCUCUGCAUUAAAUUCUGAAAAAUACCAACAUUUAAGGUUGUCUGAAAUAAAGAAUUAUUUUGCAAUAAA
Syngnathus acus (greater pipefish) is the source of this 1050-nucleotide messenger RNA. RefSeq lists its product as uncharacterized. The record is from RefSeq and is a predicted model, not a curated record. Gene Ontology annotation, molecular function: DNA binding. Bases 59 to 808 code for a protein of 249 amino acids. The transcript has 7 exons. Lineage: Eukaryota; Metazoa; Chordata; Actinopteri; Syngnathiformes; Syngnathidae.